UCCCCGCGCCGCGCCACUUGCCUCCCGUCAGUCGCCCGCCGACUCCGCUUGUGCUUGUGUGACUCGCGCCGCUCCGUGCACCGCACUCGUGCCCCGAUCACGACGCGUGCCGCCCCACUGUGGCCGCGAACGCGACCACUACGCUACCGGCGAAACGUUUCUCCUAACUUAAGUGCAACUUGCUAUGUUUUAACUUUCGGACAUUUCGCAUACCCUUUACCCGGCUUGUUUAUCCCUUCAUAGUUGAGCCCCGCACCGCACCGGCUUGCUCGCUGACCGCCGAGCCGCUAAUCUCGCUUUUUUCGCGCCCCACGACGCCCGCCCAGACCUGCACCGGCCGCCGCAAUGCUCGCGCACCAAGCACCGCUCGCCCUCUACUAAACUAAAUCGUCAACAUCGAUAAGAACGCGUGUGAUAAUAAUUAUUUAAUACUCGCCUAAAUAAGCUUGCAACGUCGGUGUCUUUAAUUAACUUACUUGUAAGAUUAAUCUUAUCGGCAUACUUCUGUACCGCGUGUACUUGCGGCUCCGUGUAUCCGUCUCGCGCGUGUGAAGCAGUGUCAGUGGUGCGCUCGUGGUGUAUCAGCGUGCAACGUUCGCCAGCAGCAGUGCAUGCUAAGAGCGCGCGGGCGCGCUCUGCCCCCCGCCGCCUAUGCGCCGCACUCGCACAGCGUAACUGCGCGCGCUUCUCCCGCCCCUGAAUCCCGUGCCAACAAUGGCCACCAUGGUGAACAUGAAUAGCCUACUGAACGGCAAAGACUCACGUUGGCUGCAGCUCGAAGUGUGCCGCGAGUUCCAACGGAAUAAGUGUUCGAGGCCGGAUACCGAGUGCAAGUUCGCGCAUCCGCCGGCGACUGUCGAGGUGCAGAACGGAAGGGUCACCGCUUGCUACGACAGUAUCAAGGGUCGGUGUAACCGCGAGAAGCCACCCUGCAAGUACUUCCACCCUCCGCAGCACCUCAAGGACCAGCUGCUCAUCAACGGUCGGAAUCACCUAGCACUCAAGAACGCUUUAAUGCAGCAGAUGGGUCUUACACCAGGGCAGGUUAUGCCCGGCCAAGUCCCUGCAGUGGUGGGCGGCGUGAGCGGCGCGGGUGCGGCCGCGAGUCACCUAGCCGCUCUGGACCCGAUCAGUCUCGCCCUGCUCGCCCCGCAGGCGACAUCGCCAUAUCUAUCGGGUGUCCCGGGCGUGGGUUCAACGUACGCGCAGUACUAUGCGCCGCAGCUGGUGCCAGCCAUGUUGGGCCACGACCACGCCGCUGCCGCGUCGCCACUUGGUGUCAUGCAGCAGCCUGUGUUGCAACAAAAGCUACCUCGCACUGACCGCCUCGAGGUGUGCCGGGAGUUCCAGCGCGGAGCGUGCAAGCGCGCCGAGGCCGAGUGCCGAUUCGCGCACCCGCCGCCGCCCGUUGUCCCGCACGACGACGGCUGUGUCACGGUGUGCAUGGACGCCGUCAAGGGACGCUGCGUCCGCGACCCCUGCCGCUAUUUCCACCCUCCCCUGCACCUGCAGGCGCACCUUAAGGCGCAGGCGCGCGGCGCGAUGGACAUGAAGAGCGUCGGAUCCUUCUAUUACGAUAACUUCGUUUUACAGGCCUUCCCUGGAGUGGUGCCGUACAAGCGACCCGCCGCGGACAAAGCCGGCGUUCCUGUGUACCAACCGGCGACAACUUAUCAACAGCUGAUGCAGCUCCAACAACAGCCGUUCGUGCCCGUGUCAUGCUGUGCGCCACCCAACGCGCCUUAUGUGGUGUACACCGACGAACGCGGACAGUUACUGGACACCCUCCCGGUGUGCCAAGAUUUUAAUCGACAAGGAUGUACAAGACCGACCUGCAGAUUUGUUCAUAUUCGUGAAGGGUGCGGGCUGCAGGUGGUGGGGUGCCGCGUGGUGGUGUGCCGUGACGCCGCCGCCGGCACGUGCCGCCGCGCCGCCUGCCGCUACUACCACAUCCCCGUACAACUGCCGCCGGCCCUCCGCCCCCCUUAACCUCUCCCACAUCCCUUAGCUCUCCCUCUCACCCUGACCCCCCGUCCCGUAAUCGAGCAUCGCCCGCGCCCCGCAUUAUCCAUAUCGAUCGCGCCUCUGACACACUCGGGAAAGGCAGAUUUGGCCGGAUUGCACUGUCGCUCCCGCGCGGAGGUGGUGAUAUCUUAGUGAAUAUCGGUUAGUGUAGAUGACGGGAGAGAGCGGCGUCUUGUCCGCCUGACGCGGACCGCGGUUCGCUCCCAUCGGGAACGUGCGUUUAGUCUUCGGGAAAGAGUGUGUACAUAUGUAGCGGGAUAUGAUUCUCAGGCACGGUCAUGCGAUUGUGAUAUGAAUAGAUUUCGAGACGCCGGAGACGUUCGAGUAAUUAUAUCGAGAUCGUACCGAGAUCGUCGAAUAGUAGUUAGUGAGGUUUCAAAAUGUUUUAUUACUAUUGUAUAUUUUUUUUAAGAUACGAUAUGAGUUCCUGUAAAGAUCGGUGCGUCCAGAGUCGGACGUCGCACGAAGUUUGUUGUAUAUAAGUGAUGUAAUAAUGUAUGGGUGGUGCUGUCGCCUGGGCCGGCCUCGGCCAAGGCUGGGCGGUGCAUGGGCACUGGUUACCGACGGUCACGGCCGGUGUCAAAAGUGGCAUCACCCCUCUCCUAAUGUGAGCAUUUUUGUGAGAAUUAUGUUACUUUUUACGUACGUUAUGGAAUUACGUUUUUCUAGAUGACAAGUUUUACACUAGUUUAGAUUAAGUGAAUCAGUAAUGAAACACCAAUAGAGUAGCCGCUUCUCUCCUUCGGCACUGAAACUUUUGACGCCGGGGCACAAUCGGCGUUGGGUCGGGGGGCCGGGUGGCAGCCGUCGCCCCCGGCCGCGGCACGUCGUUCUUCCCUUAAGGAGCCAUCCCAUUCGCACCACGUCUCACGUCCGAAACAGCGCGCGCGCUGAAUCGCGCCGCAACCCCAUUUCUCACUUAGCAUAGAUCACGACACUCGUAGAGUGAUAGAGGGCAGACAAUUCGAAAUACAAUGAAAGUUAUCGGACAAUAUUAAAACGAUGAAGGCAUACUUCCAAGCUAUUUACCUAAUUCUAGGAUAGAACGUCGGCUUUUAUUCCAGAUAGAUUUUGCUAGAUAAUCAUUCUUUUACUGAUCGAUUCUCGUAUAUCGAAGCACAAAAUAGUAACCGACGAUCGAGUCCAGUUACCUCUCGGUGAGUGCAGCAUGAACUUCCCUUAUUAUUUUCGACACAAACAGUAUUAAAUGUUUUGAUCAAAUUAUGUCGUGGUAUGUAUGUAGAGGUGAUAUGCGGAUAGAGAGAGGCGGGGUGCCCGCGCUGUCUCUGCGCCUCUGCCGGCCUGACGUGCAACUGACUGCAAUGUCAGGCAAAGCAAGUCCGCGGUUGGCGUGCGCACCCCGAGGGCAUGGAAGCCUAAUGCCUAAUAUUAUUCCUAGUCCAUAUCCUUUUUGUUGAUCAGUCAUGCGAUUAAUGUUAGAAUAAAAUAUUAAUAAUUUGAUUUAUUCCUCCCAUUUAGUGGAUAUUUUGAUAAUGAUAUAUUAAUAAUGAAAUAUUUAAGAUACAUAAUACAUAUUUGAUUCUAAAUCCUGAUAAAGUGACACUACGUUAGUAAUUUAGUCGGAGGGAUACUUGUGCCGUGAUUAUAUUUUUAGGUAUAUAUUAUGAAAUAAUUCCUAGCGUCGGAAUUAAAGAAGUGAUUAAUGUGUAAGCGUGUUAUAUUUAUUGUCGUAUCGUAAGUGGAAUGCCAUAUCGAUAAAAGGUGAAUAUCGGAAGCGGAGUCAAACUCAGUAGGAACUCGUUGCGUUUGUUUAUGUUGUUUGUUAUAGUGGUCCCGUGCUAGGGUGAACAGUUCACUUUUAUCAAUACGGCACUAUGACUCGUAAAUAUUGUAUACCUAAGUUGUCAUUUUAUUUUUUGUUGAAAUUUAUCGUUUCAUGGAUUAUUUGUUGCCUAUCAUUUUCGUAUUCAAAAUUUUAUGAUCUGACGCAUUUAUUGUAAGACAAUUGAUUACUUUUUAUAAUUAGUGUGAUAAUAAUAAUUAUGGUAUCAAAUUGCCGUUAUGAAAGAUUGAACAUCGAAAGUAUCCUUCCUGUUUAGAAGGGACUCUUCUGGCCCAAGGUUUCUAGUGGAUUUUAUAUUUUCUUUUUGUUGUAUUUUUAAUGUUGCGUGUGUCUUACACAUAAUAUAUUUCAUUUUUGUGAUAUUUUUAACUAUAAAGUACUGUUAUUAUAAAUCCAAAUGGAGUAAUGAUGAC
Messenger RNA from Hyposmocoma kahamanoa, 4242 nucleotides. RefSeq names its product protein muscleblind (gene mbl). The record is from RefSeq and is a predicted model, not a curated record. Gene Ontology annotation, molecular function: metal ion binding. Lineage: Eukaryota; Metazoa; Arthropoda; Insecta; Lepidoptera; Cosmopterigidae. The transcript has 11 exons. The coding region runs from base 715 to 1989 and encodes 424 amino acids.